This is a messenger RNA of Melanotaenia boesemani (Boeseman's rainbowfish), 1672 nucleotides long. RefSeq names its product tetraspanin 37 (gene tspan37). The record is from RefSeq and is a predicted model, not a curated record. Gene Ontology annotation, cellular component: membrane. The coding region runs from base 419 to 1162 and encodes 247 amino acids. The transcript has 7 exons. Lineage: Eukaryota; Metazoa; Chordata; Actinopteri; Atheriniformes; Melanotaeniidae.
UAUUACCUGUCUUAGGAUAAGUCAAAGCUCUGAAACAUCACUUGGUUUCAUGCACCGCGUGUGUGAUCUGGACGUUUUAUUCUCUUCUGAUCCCAGUGAUUCCACUUUCUACCAGCUGGAGCCUCUUGGAUUGCGUUCAUGAACAAAUCAGAGAGGCUUCCGCGUUCUUAGGGAAGUUAAUUUUUGUCUGUGGCGGAAGGCAUAUUGUUUUUUGUUUUUUUUUACACAUAUAUAUAUGUAUACAGCGCUGUCCGGACUUUAGUGCCACUGACUCAAACAUACCUUCGUUUUAUAAAACGGAUUAUAUUUUAUCGUCCCUGGAGCGUCAUGCUUUAAGUUUUUUCCUCCGCAUUUAACACAUCUAGGCCUACAGGUUGCGUCGAUUAUUGUGCGUGGGUUUAAAUAAUCUGAAAAUAAAAUGUGUGGUGAGAGAAGAAACACUGUCAGAACAAUACUUCAACUGACCUGCCAUCUUCUUUGGGUGGUGGGGUUGGCGGUGGGCCUGAGUGGGGUCUACUUGCUGAUGAAGUACAGACAGAACAGCUUGUUUUUCUCUCAGCCAUACAUCACCCUGCCAGGUAUCCUUGCACUCUGCAGCGCCGCGUUGUUGAUCUUCACCGGGCGCUUUGGCUUGUGCAUUAAUUUCAGGAAUUCCCCCUGUCUGCAAGGACUGUUCAUUUAUUUACUAGUUAUGGUCUUUUGUUUGGAAAGCACGACUUCAGUGUUGGCUUAUUACCACUCAAUAAAGAUUGAUUCAGAUACAGCUCCCCUAAGAGAGGUCUUUCAGAAAUACACUGGCAACAGUCAAGACCUCAACUCUCGAGCCUUUGAUGCAACACAAGACGAGUUCCAAUGUUGUGGUGUCAGUAACUACACAGACUGGAUGAAAACAUCCUGGUUUAAUCAAACGGGAGGAACCUUGGUUCCUCAUACCUGCUGCAACACUUCUUUCCCUUCAUGUAAUGGCACUGUGAACCAGCCAUGGCAGCUUUAUCCACAGGGUUGCCAGGUGAAGCUGGAAAUGGCCUUUCAGUUCGUUCUGAGUUUCAUCAUCUGGGGCUUCGUUGUGGUUUUUCUGAUUGAGGUUCUUUUGCUGCUGACAGUGGCACAGCUGAUGAAACAGCAACAGUUUGUGGGCUUUCAUGUACUGGGCAAAACCUAAAAACACUGACAUAUGGGGAGCACUACACUGUUAACAAAUACUAUUACCCUAUUUAGCAUGUUAUAUUAUAGCAAACAUGUCUCACCAUUUAAAUAAAGGUUUACUCCACUGCAAAACACACAACAUACAAAUGAUUGCAUGCAUUUUUUUUCUUUUUUUUUUUAUUAAACAGCAGAAAUAGUUUAUGUGUUUUAAAACUCAUAAUUGUGUUGUGACUACUGCUGAUGGGUGGUGAAAGGAAGAAGAGGUUAAGAGCUGUAUCAGAUCUGGGGAAAAUGAGUUGAUGUCAGAGUGGGUUUAAGGCACGGGCAUUCAUUGUCACAGAGUUGGAAAGCUUCCUGUAUAUGUCUGUUAAACAAAUCAGGUUUGCUUUUAAUUGUUGAAGUUGUAUUGUUUAUUCUCUGUUCUUCUUUCUCUCUUUCUUUGUUACUUUUUUAUAAAUACGUAUUACUGAAUUUGUCUAAAACUUCUAUUCUGAAAGAACAAAUAAUAAAACUGAACCAAAAUCUA